This is a messenger RNA of Vespa crabro (European hornet), 1761 nucleotides long. RefSeq names its product astacin-like metalloprotease toxin 5. Gene Ontology annotation, biological process: proteolysis. The transcript has 5 exons. The record is from RefSeq and is a predicted model, not a curated record. Gene Ontology annotation, molecular function: metalloendopeptidase activity; zinc ion binding. NCBI's taxonomy places the organism in Eukaryota, Metazoa, Arthropoda, Insecta, Hymenoptera, Vespidae. Bases 698 to 1630 code for a protein of 310 amino acids.
UAUAUAUAUAUGAAAUAGUUCUAUCAAUAUUACAAAUAUCCAAGCCAAUUCAUAUUAUUAUUUAGAAGUUAAAAUCGUGCGUGGAUAACCAUAUGUUUUUAUUUACAUAUUUAUUUCAUACAGUGAUUACAUUUAACUGUCACGUUCUUAUGCAUGACGAAUUCUUGAUUAUAAUUUUAAUAAAGAAACUUUAUUACGAUGUUUUAUACGACUUAACGACGUACCGCGAAUAAAAUCGAACUGGCAAAUUGGCAUAUCGGUAGUUAAGCAUAGAAUCAAAUCAACAUGAACACACGUCCUCUUAAAAUGGCACACGCAUUAAUUUAUAAUAUACGUUUCUUUUUUUUUUUUUUUCACAAUAAUUCCAAUGAUAUUGUUCAAUUGUGAUCGUUAUUAUAUUAAGUAUAACAUCGAAUAUUUUUAUUGUAAUAUUGUAUAUUAAAAUGAAAUUAAUUUUCAUUGAGUAUGAAUUUUGGAUUAUUAUUAAUUUAUUUCAAUAUAGGGAAUCAAUAUGAUAUUUUUACAUGGAACACUAUAGUGUUCGUAAAGUAUAAUAAAAUGAAAUGAAAUGGUUAUUAAACCGUGUAAAUUUUGUUACGGUACGUUCGAAUUGAAGGUGCGAUUUCAAAGACAUAGUCACGAUGUAAAAUUCAAAUAAGUUACUUGAGGUGAUCGAUUCGGAGCGGUACUUUUCGAUAUGCGGAAUUUUUUCUCUUCUUUUAUUUUUCUUCCCGUGAUUUUUUCAAUUAUUUGCUUAUCUAAUAACAUAAAAACACUUGCAAGUUAUGAUCGUUGGAAUACGAUAAGGCGAAGUCUAAAAUCAAACACGACUCAAACAUCUAUCAGUUAUAAACUUGAUACUUGGUCAAAAUAUGACAAUCCUGAGGAAGGUACGCAUCAUCAAGGAGAUAUUCAAAUAUCAAAUACUCGAAAAACAAUCACAUCAUUCAAAGAGCUAUUGUGGCCAAAUGGAAUUGUAUAUUAUACUAUAGAUAAAGCUAUUGAAAACAGUCCACAACAAUUAUCUAUUCUGCAAAAGGCAAUGACGAUACUAAUGGAAAAAACGUGUAUUCAAUUUCAGCAAAUUUAUCCGAAUGAAAAUGGACAAUAUUCAGUUGAAAGUUGGGUUAAUAUUGUAGGAAACAAAAGUGGAUGUUAUUCUGAUUUAGGACGUAAUUCAUUUGGCGGACCGAGUGUUCUAAACUUAAAUGUAAAUUUAUGUUUUGAUAUAAUAGGUCAUGCUCUCCAUGAAAUGUUACAUACAUUAGGUGCUUAUCAUGAACAUAUGAGACCAGAUCGUGAUCAAUAUAUUUAUAUAUUGUGGGAAAACAUUAGAGCAGGAAGUAAAUAUAAUUUUGAACUGUUAGAUGUUAAUACAAUAACUGAUUAUGGUUUGCCAUAUGAUUAUGAUAGUAUAAUGCAUUAUUCAAUGACAGCUUUUUCUAAAGGUAAAUCUUUAGCAACAAUAAUACCUAAGAUAAAUGGCAUUGAAAUUGGUCAAAGAGAGAGAUUAUCUUAUUAUGAUGUUAAAAAAUUAUUAAUAACAUAUGAAUGCAGUGAGAUAUAUUACUAUAAAAAUGAAAGACUGUAUAUGGACGAAUAUAAUGGAAUUGAACUUCAGGUCAAAUGAAUAAUACAACUGUAGUAUUAGAUGGAACAACAAAUAAUAAUAUAAAUCCUGUUACAAAAGUAGGAUUAAUUAUAAGUCCUAAAUAAAUACGUGAAACAUUAAAUAGAAGUGAUAAUGUAAACUUGUAAACU